AUGGACAAGUUUUUGAAAAGGAAAGAACUGGACUCUGAACAAAAUCUGGAGCCAGAUGAGAGCCCGAGUAUGAGUGGGGGUCAAAAGAAAGCAAAGAUGGUUAAAUUCUCUGGCGCAAGGCAAUAUAGCGAAAGCUAUAUUUCAGUUGGAUUUACUUUCACUGGAGAUGAACACAAACCAACUCCACUGUGCGUGGUGUGUGGUGAAAAGCUAGCUAACAGUGCUAUGGUCCCAAGCAAACUUAAACGCCAUCUCCAAACGAAACACCCUUUGCUUCAAAACAAGAAUGUGGACUAUUUUGUUCGCCUGCGUGACAACAUGGAGAAACAGGCAACUUUUAUGAGAAAAACAACAAAGGUAAAUGAAAGAGCUCUUAAAGCUAGCUAUCAAGUUGCUGAACUUAUAGCCAAGACAAAAAAGUCGCACACUGUGGCAGAGACAUUAAUACUUCCUGCCUGCAAAGCUAUUGUAGAGGAGAUGCUCGGACCUGAAGCAGCAAAGGAAAUAGCCAAAGUCCCUCUCUCAAACAACACAAUUUCCAGACGUAUUAAUGACAUGUCUGCAGACAUCGAAAGUGUGGUUUUGGAAAAGAUCCGUAUCAGUGAGAAAUUUGCAUUGCAACUUGACGAGUCUACUGAUAUCAGUGGACAUGCUCAACUCUUAGCUAAUGUGCGUUUUGUUGAUGGUGAUGCAAUUAGAGAAAACUUCUUUUUUUGCAAGGUAUUGCCAGAAAAAACAACAGGAGAAGAAAUUUUUCGGGUCACAUCAGAAUACCUUGAACAAGGAGGACUUAAGUGGGAAAACUGCACAAGUGUCUGCACCGAUGGAGCUGCAGCCAUGGUCGGUGUAAGCAGGUGUAGGCUUUGUAAGCAGAGUGAAGGAAAGAAAUCCAGAUGUGAUUAUUACGCAUUGUUUUUUACACACCGCGAGGCCCUCGUAGCCAAGACUUUACCAUCAGCCUUAGUUCAUGUGUUGGAUGAUGUUGUGCGCAUGGUAAACAUUGUAAAGUCACGACCCAUGAAAAGUCGCAUAUUUGCAGCUUUGUGUGAGGAGAUGGGAGCAAAGCAUAAAACCUUGCUGUUUCAUACGGAGGUCCGGUGGUUGUCGCGUGGCAAGGUCUUGGUUCGUGUGUAUGAGCUGCGGGAGGAACUUAAAGUGUUUCUGACAAAUGAGGGGUCAGAUUACGCAAAGCAGCUUGCAAGUGAUGAGUGGUGUGCAAGGCUGGCAUACCUGGCAGAUAUAUUUCAUCAUCUGAAUGAAUUGAACACCCGAAUGCAAGGCCGAAAUGAAAACCUGCUUACAAGUACAGAUAAAAUAAAUGGAUUCCGUUCAAAGGUGCAACUCUGGCAUCAACACGUGGAAAGUGGCAAUCUUGAAAUGUUCACACUCACCAUGCAAUGGCAAGGUGUUCACACUGCUGCACUGUUCUCCACUGAAUGCCUUGACUGGGUUAGGGACCCUUAUAGCUCAGCAUCAGUUGUUGGAAAGGAAAUGACUUUACAGGAGCAGGAGGAACUAAUUGAACUGAGACAAAAUCGUGGUUGCAAGCUAAGAUUUGCUGAUCUACCUUUGGACAGUUUUUGGUUGGAUACUGCCAAGGAGUUCCCCCUUCUGAAAAUUACCAAUGCUCUUGAAAAUAUGAGAAGAAAUAGGGCUCUUGGACCUGACGGAAUUCCUUUGGAUCUGUUUCAAGAACUUGGUUUGAUCAAUGUUUGUGAAGGAGAAUUCGAUUACUAG
Messenger RNA from Stegodyphus dumicola, 1737 nucleotides. RefSeq names its product zinc finger BED domain-containing protein 5-like. The record is from RefSeq and is a predicted model, not a curated record. Lineage: Eukaryota; Metazoa; Arthropoda; Arachnida; Araneae; Eresidae.